UGUGCGGGGAGGGAAGGAGGGGAGGGGGGGGCUUUGCAGUAGGUAAGACUAUGAAGGGCGCGCGCCCACACCUCCUUCCUGCCAGUCUCUCCCGGCCUUGAAGCUGCUGCUCUUGCUCCUGCUGCUCCUGCUGCUCCUGCUGCUGUCGGUGGCGCGGGUCUCCGUCUCUCCCCGCAGCCCCUUCAGUACCUGAGGCAGAGGAAACAGGAUAGUAACUGAUGAGUCAACUCAAGAAAUCAUGAAACCGUGAUACUUAGAAUGACUGACUGCUUGGUUAUUUAAAGCAUAAAACAUUUGAAGACAACAAAGUUUUGUUUCUAUCAGAAGAGUCCUUAAAGAGACACCAGCAAAUCUAACCAUGUGACUGGAAAUAAUGGUGUAUUAGAUGACUCCCUGGAAUCAGUAACAGUACACUGCUAUAACCCGCCUCCAGCUGUAAGGAAAGGUCUUUAAAAGCCGGUGGUGAUGGAACCAUUGAAUGAUGCCGAUGGAGAGCCGGAUCAACUCAGCAAGGCAGAAGAACCCCAUAAAUGCACUGGGGGGACUCUGCAUCACAGCUGGGUGGCCUGGUGGAAUGGACUGACCACAGGAGGAAUCGUGUAUCUGUUUGCCUUAUCACAGAUAUUGGUUUUCUUCUUUAUGUUUUGGUGUGGUGGCUCCGAGACAAUCCCAACACUUGUAAAUGCUUUGGAUGUCUUCCCCAACCUGCUCAUUCCAUUUGGACAGUUGGUUGUAGAUUCUACUAAGGAUCUGAUCAGAGAUGGAGGCCUCACAAUGUCCUACUUCCUGCUAUCUUUGAUUUCCUUUGGUUUGCUGCUCAUAGGAAUAUUGGUCUGGUAUCUUGUGAAUCCACCUCCAGAUCCCCCAUUUCCCCUUAAAGAGGACAGACGGCAAUCGGUAAGCCGCCAGCCUUCAUUCACAUACUCUGAAUGGACAGAGGACAAAAAUGAGGAUGAUUUCCUUGAUCUGGACCCGGUGCCGGAGACACCCGUUUUUGACUGUGUAAUGGACAUGAAAGUGGAAACAGAUCCAAUAACUCUAACUGUUAAAUCUGUGGGACUGCAAGAAAGGAGAGGCUCCAAUGUUUCACUCACACUGGACAUGUGUACUCCAGGGUGUACUGAGCAAGGUUUUGGCUAUAUCAUGUCUCCAAGGGAGGAGUCAGCCCGAGAAUACCUCCAGACAGCAUCAAAAGUUCUCACUGAGGAAGAAUUACAUGAGAAAGCAUUAGAUUCUUUUGUACUCCAGACAGAGUUUUUUGAAAUUCCAAUGAAUUUUAUUGAUCCAAAGGAAUAUGAUAUUCCUGGUUUGGUCCGAAAGAAUCGCUACAAAACAAUCCUCCCAAAUUCCCACAGCAGAGUGUGCCUUACCUCAGAUGAUCAAGAUGAUCCCCUGAGCUCUUACAUCAAUGCCAACUACAUCAGGGGCUAUGGAGGAGAAGAGAAGGUGUACAUUGCUACUCAGGGACCCAUAGUUAAUACUGUCAGUGAUUUCUGGAGGAUGGUAUGGCAGGAGCAUUCUCCAAUUAUUGUCAUGAUUACCAAUAUUGAAGAGAUGAAUGAGAAAUGUACAGAAUACUGGCCAGAAGAUCAGGUUACUUAUGAAGGAAUUGAAAUCACAGUUAACCAAGUCAUACAAGCAGAUGAUUACCGGUUAAGGCUUAUUACCCUCAAGAAAGAUGAAGAAACAAGAGUUUUGAAACACUACUGGUAUACGUCAUGGCCAGACCAGAAGACGCCUGAUCAGGCCCCUCCCCUGUUGCAGCUGGUUCAGGAGGUGGAAGAGGCCAUGCAGUGCACAGAAGCGAAGAGUGGUCCUAUCAUAGUUCACUGCAGUGCUGGGAUUGGGAGGACUGGUUGUUUCAUUGCCACCAGUAUUUGCUGCAAACAGUGGAAGAAUGAAGGUGUGGUUGACAUACUCAGAACAACCUGCCAACUACGGCUAGACAGAGGUGGAAUGAUCCAAACUUCUGAACAGUAUCAGUUCGUCCACCAUGUCAUGAGCUUGUAUGAAAAACAGUUUUCGAGAGCAGCAGCUGAAGAAUAAAGAUUCAGAAUCAUUUGUUAUAAUGUAAAACAACAGAACUCUAACCAGAAUCGUAUGUAUUCCAGGGAAGAAACACUUGGAAAUUUCGAAGUAGAAGAUAUAUUUAUACAUAUAUAAAUAUAUAUAGUUUUACUUUCAUAUUGCUUUAUUUUGCGUUUAAGAGCUAAGAUGCUGCUUUUCUUCGACAUGUGACAGGACAUUGUUGUCUUCACUCCAAAAAGGCCUAUUUAUACUGUAAAUAAGAUCAGUAGCUCCAUUUGUUACAAAAUUUUAAAAACAUCAUUGUCCGAUUUGCUAUUUACAAACAGCAAAAUUGCUACUAGAUCCAAGUACAGUGUGAAACUCUUUGAUAAAUGUCUUGCUGAAGUCUGUAAUGUAUGUUUACUAAGCUUGAAAAGUAACUUUUUUGCCUUUUUUCCUGAUGGAUUGUUUUUACAUUUUAAACUACCGGAUACUGUGUAUAUCAUAAGACCUUCUGCGCCUCUGCAUUAAAGGAUACAAGUGGAUUCAUACUGAAAUAA
Molecule: messenger RNA, 2567 nt
Organism: Anolis sagrei ordinatus
Lineage: Eukaryota; Metazoa; Chordata; Lepidosauria; Squamata; Anolidae
Gene: PTPN5
Product: protein tyrosine phosphatase non-receptor type 5
Biological process (GO): peptidyl-tyrosine dephosphorylation; signal transduction
Cellular component (GO): cytosol; cell junction; plasma membrane
Molecular function (GO): protein tyrosine phosphatase activity; protein kinase binding
Source: RefSeq, a predicted model, not a curated record